CAUCACAAGCUCAGUGCACAAUUUCACCUCAACGCGGCGAGUAGGUGAUUUGGCUGUCGAGUUUUACGAUCAAAAUUCAAAAAGUAGCAUAUUAUUUGCCUACAACGAACAACGAGCAACGAAUGGAAUCAAAAACCAAAAAAAGAAAAACAAAAAAAACAAACCCGAAAUUGCAAGCACAACCCGGCAACUGCUUGCAGCGCGUAUCAGUUUGACAUUUCGCAUUUCGAAAAAAAUAAAAUUCUAAAAUUCGCAAAUUUUGAUUUAAGCGCUUUAUCUCAAAAGCAUAGUUAUUUAUAAGUGUAUGUGUGUGUGCACCGCAUAAUUUAUUGCUAAUUUUGUGUUUACGCCCAAGUGCAGCGUGCAUAUAUGGCGCUACAUACAUGUAUGUACAUGUGUAUGUGAUUGUGUGUAAUAAAAUUUUGCGCUCUCUCGCGCUAGACGCUGUGUGUGCCCGGGAUCUGUGUACUUAGUAGCUUUAGUUAUUUGUUCAACGAAAAUUUAUCAGUAACGGUUUUUGUAUGUCCGAUCACACGGCAUUGUGUAUGAAAACGUAUUAAAAUAAGUAAUUUGAAGUAUUUUCAAAGAAAUUUAUUUAAAUAAUCGAAAACUAUUAUUUGUUAUUGCGAAAAAAUAUACCCCAAAAAUUAUAAAAAAUCCACAAAGAUAUUUAUCAAACGACUGCGAUUUCUGUAAAACUUUAAUUGUGUGCCAUAAAAGUAUUCUAAGCUUAAAAGCAAACAGUGAGGGAGUGAGAACAAGUGUUAUAUUUCCUAACCGAAAGUGCCUAAAGUGUUACAGAGCAACGAAAAUUACGAAAUAGUUCAACAGCUACAGAUAUCAUUUUCGCUUAUCGAAAAUUUAUUAACUUCUGUACGAAUGCUGAACUUGGUGCUGUAUGUAAAGCAGUUAGACAUACAUACAAACAAACAUACAUAUAUAAGCGCUUACUCUAUAAAGAAACGGAGUAAUAAUAAACAAAAGCGAAAUAUCUAGGAUUAUUUUGCGCCGUGGAAGCAGAUCGCCGCUUGCCAUUUUAAUCGCAGCGAACGUGUGAAAGCAUCGAGACGGAAUUGAAGUAACCAAAAAUUCCACGUAAAAUACAAACAAACAUACACACAAAGGAAAGUAAAUUGAUUGUUAAUUGCAGUGAGUGCCGUUAAAAAAGCAAAGCAAGUGCGGAAAACCGCUGCAAGAGCAUCAAAAACGCAUUUACUUCGAGAAAUUUCGAUUGUCCCCUACCCCUUGCAUUGGUGAUUGCAUAAGCAGCGAAAUUGCAACGAUAACGGCAUGCGCUUGCUGCAGCUGACGUCAAAAGCAGAUAACACAGACAAUAGAUUAGUGAGCUACAAAGAAAGUGAUUUACAUUCAAGCUGAGGGAUUAAUUAAAGCAGAGAACAAGUGGGAGAGGAAGAUUUCCAAAUUUACCAGAAAUUUUUCAGAUAAAAGAAAUUUACAAAAAUACAAAACCAACAUGGAGCAUUUGGAUUUAGCUGGUGUGAUUAAUACACCAAACUUAUGGAAUAUGUCGGCAUUCGAUCAACAAGAUGCCAUAUACUUGUCCAGUUCGAGACAGAUGCUGGAGCCAAUACUGGAAGAGACGUCGGAGGAUGAGGAGCACGCACAAAACAGCUGGAAUCAGUACGAGCAGACCAGAGAACACUUUUGGAGUUCGACGGAAUCAGAGACAGGCUCUGUCAUACGAGUCGAAGUUAACAAAGAUCCCGAUUCGAUCUCAGAGCGCGAUUUCGCCUGUCCUGCCAAACGUGCGCGACGCUGCGAUGACUUCAUAAUCGGCGGCCAGCUGAGCUCAGUCGCGCAAUCCGCCAACACACAAACACAAAGCCAAGCAGCACAGCCUGUGUCGGGCAGUUACGACGACACGGUGCUCUUGCGUCGCACGCAACGUCCGUUUGAUUUCAAUGAAGCGAACAGCAACAGUUUGGAGCGCUUUCUCGCCUACGAAGCCUGCACACGUGACAGCUGGGGUCAGCCGACGCAGCCUGUGGUGCCGCAACGUAACAGCACUGGCAGUCGUCGUUUCGACGAAUAUUCCGAUUCGGAUAGCAUAUCCUAUCACUCGCUCAGCCGUUCCUCAUCGCUGAUACAGUUUGAGUCAUUGGAACGACAGUUGCAACUGCAGGAGCAGCAUGCGAGCAUGUCCAGUUUGGGCAACUCCUCACCCUCGCUGCUCAGUUUCGAUGGCGCACGCAGCACUGGCGCCUUGAAUGGCGAAGACACGCGUAGCGGAGGCAACAGUGGCAGCAAUUCGGGCAAUAAUAGUCGACGUGGUUCGCAAAGCUCUCUACUGAAACGGUUUGAGUCCUCCGAUGGCCGACUGCAUCAGACCUACUUCGAUUUGGAUAAGUUGAAUUUCGAUGAUGAUCAGCGUGUGCUAUUCGGUGCGAGUAAGGCAAAUUUGAUGGAAGCGACGGUGGGUGAAGUUAAAUCUGACUCUGAGUCAUCUACAAGCUCAAGCACUUCGUCAGGCAAUAGCAUUUUAACCGCAUCCAAGCCCUCGGCGGAAGAUUUGACAGACUCGAGUAGCACGGCGGGCACGCGUAACGGCCGCAUCAUGGCAUUUCAGCGUGCCGGUAAGAGUUCGGCGGAGAAUCUAUCGGAAGACUCGGGCUACUGUGAACCGUCGACACUGCGACGCGCUAAAUCGAAAAGUAUACCAAAGAAUUUCGAGAAAUUCUGCGAGGAGGAGGAGGAAUUCCAGCAGUACGACUACACCGUGGAAAGGCAUACCGUCGAGGCCAUUGACAGUGUGACAAAAACAGUACAUCCACAAGAGCAAACACAGCAACCACAUUCCAAAAGCGUCCUCAACCACAAUCACAACAUAAACACCGAUGUCGCGUCCACAAACCAUUACGUCGUAGGGCAUGAUAUAUGUCAGCCAAAAAUAAAUGACGCCACAUUCAUCGUAGCAACGGAUGACGAAACGUCAUUCAGUGCGUCAACCACACCACCGCCACUACCCAAAACAUCACCACAAACACCAGCGCUCAACGGCGGCGAAGACGAACAUGAAGACGAUGUGGACGAAAGUGAUGAUGAGGAGCGCAUUUCAGAUACAGAAGAAGCUAUCGGCUCGCGCUAUGUAUCGGCGUGUCCAACGUAUGAGCAUGUUAAAAAUAGCCCAACGCGAGAGGCGACCGCUGCCGCUUUGUUGCUCGAACAGCGACGCUCGUUGGCGCACUCGCCUUCGCCUGUGGCGUCUGAUGUCUCGUCGUCGUCCGCGGCGUCGGCGUCAUCAGGCAGCAGUUGCGGCACCGCGCGAUCCAACACCUCAGCAUCCACAUGCGCAUCGGCCGCCUCGUUCACAUGGCUACCAACACCGAGACAAUUGCAACAGCAACAACAACAACUACAAUCACAAUUAGAACGAACGCAACGUGAAACGCCAGCAUUCGCCAAGUUAGAGCUAUUAGCGGCGCAAAAGCGUUCGACUCUCGAGAAUUUUUGUGCGAGUCUACGAAACAGUUUGCCAGAUAUACGCGACGCGUUAAGUUCUAAAACCUGCGAUACAGUUAACGAAACAUAUUUUCCCGUUUUGUCGGAGAAACGCAACGGUAGCGACGUGAACGACGCACACGAUACCAACGGCCACAGUCUGGAGCAUGCACGGAGCGAAACGAAGACGUCAGAACAUGAACUUAUAGACAUUGAACGGUCGGACGGUGGUGCAAAUAUAGCAACAUACAAUUUAGACGAUUCGGACUUUAGUACGACAUCGACACCGGCAUCGGGCUCAGCAUCGGCGCGUGAAAGUCACAGUGACGAAACGGACAACGAGUCCACGCCAGAGGCUAGGAAACGACAACGUGUCUACAACAACACUGGCGGUGGUGGUGGUGUUGGCUGUAUUGGUGCAACCGAAAGUAGUGUUAUUGGUGGUUUUGGCGGUUACGUCAGUGGCGGACGGCGCAUAUCGAGUGUGCCAAGCGAACUAAAUAAAUUGGGACGUAGAAAACGUGUUAAUACACGCUAUAGACAGAGUAAAUCAUCGCCCGAAGAGGAAGCCACAAGUGAAACUAGUCCCAGUAAUUCCAGUGUAGACGAAGCUGAGGACGAAGACUUUUUCGACACCGCGACCUCGUACCGUAUACGACGUACUUGCAGUUGGUCCGAACGGCGUGAACGCAACCUACAACGUUUCGAGGCGGCCUUCGGCGAUAGAGCGCAACGUGAGGGUCAACGUCAUUGGGCCAGCCAAUCGUUGGGUUAUAUGAACGCUAGCUACCAGGACCUGACGCAACUUGAUUAUUCGGGUAAGCAGCUGGAGGCGGAUAAACAGCGCAUUAGUGUACAGACUAAUUUGAAACGUUGUUGCGACUACUUAACAAGUGAGGGCGAAGGUGAACGCGACUCGGACAGCGAAAACAUGGACACGCCCAAGAGCACGGCCAGUGCUGAUUAUGAACAUAUAAUUUGCAAGGGCAAUUUCUUGCUGGAUGAACUCUCACAAAUAUACGAUCGCAAUGUUUCAAUUUUGAAUGAUAAACCGAUUGAAGCCGACGAGCAUUUACUCUUGCCCACACCCGAAGACAGCGCGGAACGUCCGAGCUGUAGCCCGCGUCCACCGCCUCGUCAGCGCAAACACUCCAACUCAAGUUAUUCGGAUAUGGACAGUGUUGGUGGCAGUGUGGGUUGCGCCGACGAGCAAGUGGCCGUGGCGCAGCAUGUGCAAUUGACCAUACGAAAACCGCCCGCGCGCCAGAAGCACGCACGCAAAUCUGAGGCCACACACAGUUUAAUUAGCGACGCGCCAUUAUUUUCGAGUGAUACGUCAACCACAAAUACAUCGAGUGUGGCCUACGGCAAGACUUUCGAUCAGGAUCCAACCAACUUGCAUACCAGUUAUACGCAGAGUUUAGAGAAAUGCAACUUCGAUCCGAAGGAGCUGAGCAAUAGCGAGUUGAAUAAGUCAAAUUCGAUACCGAAGCGUCGUUUCCACUCGCAAGCGAAUGCCGCGAAGCAGCGCAAUAUGGUAUCCAGCACGCCGAAUCUAAACGCCUACGAUCCGCAUGCGAACGAUGUGGAGGACGACAUGUACGUGUCAAGCGCACACACUUCAAUGCACCAGCUGCCGCUGGGCGCCACACAGAAGCCGCUGGGCAUACUGCUGCCCGCAGGAUCGCGCACCUCUUUCAGCAAGGAAGUCAGCUUUUGUCCAGUGGUCUCACAGUACUCCUGGCAAGAGCAAUCCUCUGAAGAAUAUGGUGAACAACAUCAACACCCAGAGAGUGAACAUGCGGAGGGGGCGGAGAAGCAAGAAGAUACAGACGAUGAGCUGCUGGACAAUGCAGAUGCCACGGUAAUACAGAAUACACGCGUUAAUGAAAUGAUUGCGGCGCGCUAUGCCGCAGAAUUAAAGAGCGCGCUCGCCGCAGGCAACGCAACAAAGAGUGUCGCUCAAAUAAGAGCUGUGCCAAUUGAAAAAGUAAGAGCAAUGAUUAUUGUAAGAGAGCGACAAGCAGCUGAAGAGCAAGAGCGUGAACGCGCGCGUUUGCAAGAGCGUCCAAUAGGUUUAGGAGAGCGUGACGCUCAAGAGCAGGUAGAGCGCAGCCACGGCGAGGAAAAAACAUCGCACAAAGCCACUGACUAUAGCGUUGAGACAAAGGGAGAAGCAUUAAAACUCGACUCAAACGACACCGCUGCCGCUAAUACUGCAGACUACAGUGAAACGGUGAACGCUGGAACGGCGCAAGCGAAUGUUAGUCACAAAUCGACGAUCAUUGAUGCAACAACGAAUGUUGUACUGACGGAACAAACGGUCACUGUAAAAGCAACUAGCGAAAGUAACGUUGUAAACGACGAUAGCGACAACGACGCGCAAUCUAAUCGGAAUAGCAGUUUUAGCGGUGCCAGUGGGGGUGCGGUCAGCGGCAACGAUAACGCCAGCGAUAGUAAUAAUUCGGCUGUUAGCGGUGCAGAGCCAACGCGUCCGCUCAGCAUACACCUGCCGAUAUUGAGUGAGCCGCCCAUAAAUCGCGCGCAUCACAUACUCUACGCGUCGCAGCAGCUGCUCGACAAGUUCGAGCGUCGCGAAAGUGAGCAAUAUUACGGUCAAAAUAACGGGCCCAAGUGUGAAAGUGCUAUAGGGGGUGUGGGCGUGGGCGUGGCCGAUAGGCGUGCGAAAAGUGUGGGUAAUUUGAGUGCGGCGCAAACUGCACGCUACAGAAUGUCGAACACAACAGUGGGUGUGGGUGGCCAAGGCGGCAGCGGUGCUGCGGCGGCCAACAACAACAAUGAGCUCUUGAACAAGAAAUUCAAGGAUGAAAAACAUCCGAGUUCGAAGGGUUUCCUGUCGCGUUUCGCGCACGGCUUGCGUUUCUCGCUGAGACGCAAAAACAAAAAACAAUUGCAACAACAGCAGCAACAACAACAACAGCAAUUGCAGGAGCAGCAAGACGGCGGCGAGCUGAACGGUGUGGACAAGUCUACAAUGCGUAAGAGUUUCGGUAAGUCAGCAACAUUGCCACAUAUAAAACAACAACAAAAAGCACAACAGCAACAAAAACAAGCGUCUGUACAACAAAACAAGUCGUCAACGCAAAAUAACACUAAACGUGCAACCGCUCAAAGCGGCCCCGACUAUAUUUACAUACCGCUAAAAGGUCCUAUACCACCAGCAGGUACAUUUCCACAACAACAACAGCAACAACCACCAUCGCCAACGACUUCAGCGAACGGCAGCAAUUCGGCCACAUUGCCGGCCAACUUCAGUCCAGCUGAUGCAAAACUUGCUGUCAACAAACAACAAAAGCCGGCAGCAGCAACAGCAAUUAAUAACAAUAGCGCCACCAACGGCAACGCGAAACCCGCCACUAUCAACUCGAACAAAGGCGGCAGUGACAAGAAUACUAUGCGCGCCAUCACAGACCGUAACGGCGAGCCGCUAGUUACCGGCAAACCGCCGAAGCCCUAUCGUUACGGCAGCAUACCGGCCACCACCUCUAGCACGACCAUAAUAACCAAGUACUUUGGCAGUGGCCGACGACAGGGCGGUGGCGGCGGUGUGCCGGCACAUGCGCACAAGGAUGGCAAUGGCAUGCCGAAUGCAGCCAACUUCAAGUCGCGUAGUCAAUUCUACACUGAUUUCCUCGAUGCCGAACGUUCGUACUACGAUGACGAUGAAAUCGAAAAACAGUUAGAUGCGGGCUUGCAAGCGAACGGUAACGCAGUUACAGCAACGGCAACGCCAACAAACGACGCGCCCGCUAAUGUGACAAACACGUCGGCCGUAACGGAAGUGCUGUCACAACAAACGGGAAGAGAAAACAAUCAACGCGACGCAGAUAGUUCGAGUGAAAACGCGAGCGUUGCAACAGCAACAACAGAACGCAAAUAUUCGGUGGAAUACGAGACUCCGUCGGCGGCACUAGAGACGGCUCAAGUCGCUUACUCCUUGCCGGGUGUUACACGCGAAACCGUUAUGUUAUUAACAACCGGCGCAACCGGUUCCGGCGUGUCGAAUGCCGGCGACGGCAACGGACGCAUUGUCGCGCCCACCUACACAACCAUGUCGAACGCGUAUUUGCAACAUACCAAUAACAAUAACAAAAUCGGUUUAAUCGAAACCAAUUUGGACACACACGAAACGGUCAUAUCGGGUAAGACGCGUUCGCUGGUGGACAUUGUCGGUCCACAGCAGCAUCAACAGCAGUACGUUGUUGUUGGUGGCGCCGGCGGUGGCGGUGUGGCGAAACGUUUGAACAUGAGCGCGGCUUGUGGCGGUAAUGCGGACUUGGAUGAGGACGAUGACGAUGUGCGUGUUUACGGUCGCGAUGUUGGUGGCCGCGGCGGUGGCGCUGUUGUAAUCAAAUCAACAACGGCAAAUGGCAGUCAGAUAGCGUCGGUGCGUCGUCCGCACAAAAGUAUGGAAUUCCUGUUGGACAAAGAGAAUCAGAAAAAUGUUUUGCCACCCGAAAAUGAGCUACAGAAAUCGCACGAUCACAAUCCGGCCGCCUUGAGCGAACACCAGCUGCGUGUGCAGGCUUCACUGCAGCGCCUCAACAUACCAGACUGGUUCCGACAAUACAAUCAGAAUACAUCACGCUCGCCGGAGGGCAAUACGACCGCCUACAAACCGGGAAAUUUCACACGCAAACGCACCACAGAAUCCGGCCGUUGGGCGGGACUCAACUCAAAGACCACAUCGCUCAGUUCGUUGGGCUCACAACGUUCGGAUCGCAGUCCACUACUGCUCAGCCCCUCGGCGCAUAGUCAUCACGGCGGACAGGCGGCGCAACAGCAUGGCACCGCCGGCACUAGCGUUUAUAGCGCAGCUGGCGGCGGUGGCGGUGGUGCAGGCGCAUUCUCGCGCUGGUCCACAUCGCAUCUGAAUUCGUCACAAACAUCGCCGAGCGUGUCGCAACGUGGCUCCUUUACACGUGGCGGCCCGAUCAACUCCAGUUUCAUAUCGGUGGCUAGCGGACAAAGUAGUGUGAUAAGAAGUUCCUACCGGCAGCCAUAUUUGGGUUGGCGCAGUCAGGAGAAGCUGUCACAGCGCACCCCACAUGAACGCUUGGCCUCGUCGUUACUCGCGCAACAACAACGCACAUCGCCCACACAAAGAACCGCCGGCGUCACCGCGAACGGUGACAAUGGCAAACUGCAGCCGGUCACACCGGAAAUACAGAGCUCCAUCAAGGAGGUCACCUCGGCGAUUGUGCACUAUGUGAAUGAUCAGACGCAGCAACAGCAGCAGCAACAACAGCGCAGCAGAUCGGCGAGUCCCAAUUCGAGAAAAUGUUGGCUUGAAUCCUCAUUUGUUGGCAUACGACCACUGGACUCACCGCAAACACCGGUCAUCGAGACGACAGCAACCGCAUUUAGUAGCGCUACGAAUACCAACAACAAUACAGCAACUAACAACAGCAUUAGCAGCAGUCAAUAUAAUAAUUAUAAUUACAAUUACAAUACAAGUAAUUCAUCAUCAAAUACAUUAACGGCAAUAACAACACCAAAUAGUGUUGGUGGCAUCGGCAUCACCACAGCGAUAACAACAAAUCCACAUGUGUUACGCAUGAACGGUCUGAGUAUCGUUGGCGGUGCGCCAGAACGCUCGUUGAGCACCGCUUCGCUAGAAGAUGUCUUAGCCUCACUAUUAGGACUGCCAUCGUCGUCAGCGUCGUCCAGUGGUGGAGUGCAGGGCGUGAACGUGGGCGCUGGUGCGGGUGCGGGUGCAGCUCUUGGCGCUAGCGUCGGCGUCGGCGUCAACGUCAACGCGGGGCCCGCCGCCACAAGUGAUCCAUACGCUAGGUCCACGACGACAGGCGAUUCAGCUAGUCAGUCCCUGGUAACAUUCCGUCAUAUGCCGCAGCAGCAACAACCACCACAAAUUCCCCAAUCCCAGACGCAACUACAGCAAUCCCAACAACAACUACUACUAGUACAACUACAGGCCGAACAGCAGCGUUUGCGCCGGCGCAGUGAGGGCGAUGCACCGCAACAACAAAAACAACAACAGCUGCAACAGCAACAACAACAGCAACAAAAUGCCAAAACCAAUUCGUCAACCGGCAACAGCAUCGGCGCAACGACGCAGCACACCAACGUUGUCGGGUACUACCAAGACGCCAGCAUCAACAGCCAACACGCGUCAGCCGUCGGUGGCGUUGGAGGUGGCAGCGGUGUCAUCGGCGCCGGGAACGCCACAGUGUCGACGCGCCGUGUCUCGCUCGGCGACAGUUCCGAGUCCAAUAAUAAGACCACAUCCGAGCUGCAGAUCAAGUGCCGCAACACCAAGUGCGAUCGUAGCGCCACACCCGCAGACGCCAAAAAGUAUUACAAGUCAUGCCACAAUUGUACCCAUCUAUAUUGUUCGCGUGAAUGUCGGCGCGCCCACUGGGAGAAGCACCGCAAAGCAUGUCUACACUCACGCGCGUCGAAUUUGUGCCGCCAAGUGUUAGCCACGUGUAAGGAUGAUGUCGAUUCGCAGCGCCAUCUCAGUUUGUUGGCGCGCAAGGGCUUCCUGUCGCAGGGGCGCGGCGUUGUGCGGGUGCUCUUCCGUUCCGCCGAGGCGGCUGAGAGUUUCAUCAAGCACGGCUUUCAGUGUAUGGGCGAGGCGUCCUAUGUGCGUUGGCCCGAUCUGAUGCCCGCCGAAAUGGGUCUCGAGCUGUACUCGGAAUUGCUAAAGCUAAGCACCGAAUACAAGCCGGACUCCAAGAUGCUCAUCUACGUGGCCAUAUGUGUGGUCAGCGAAGCGCCGGGCAUGGGACAGGCGCCAGUACGCUGGGAACGCCAGCUGGUCUCGCGUUGUGCCAAACUGAAACUCUGCAAGAGCAUCCUAGCCGAAUUGGACCAACAACAUCAGGCCCUACAACUACAACAACAACUGCAGCCGCAGCCACCAUUAACAGUGGUUGCCGUGCCGGAACCCACCACCGAGAUACUUAUACUCACAUUCAAUCCAAGCUUACGUUCGAAUAACGGUCAUGGCGAACUCAUACUCUCCAAUAUCUUGGAUAUCUUGUCACGACGUGGUGUGCUCUUGCGCAAACAUUAUCCCGAAAUUUAUCAACGCCUACAAACCUUCACCGACGGACAAACGGAUAAAUUCAAUCCGGUAACACUGCAUCCGCGCGACUCACAAACCGGCAAAAGCUUCGUCUGCAUCAUUAUGCCAGUCCAUACGUCCGACAGUGAUGUCAUCAAGUUGCCGUCGGCAUCGGAUGGCGGCAACCGUGUGACCACCAUCGAUGUGGGCUCACCGGCUGCGUUGGCACAACUGGAUGACGACGAGCUGCUCACACGUUCUACAAGUUGAUUUUUAAAAAGCAACGGUCGUAGUGGUACCAAGAAACGCUCCUCGUCGACGGGCUCGACCGGUUCGACGGCGUCGGAUCUCUUAUUGAUGUCCGCAAGCGCGGAUGGUGCCGCUGGCUCUUUGACGCUGGAAAGUACACGCAUGUAGAGGGUGUGUCGUUUGCUUCAAGGUCGUAUCGGAUAUAGGAACGCAGCUUUUGUAGUUUUAAGACAGUUAUAUUUAUAGCUAUACAUACUAAUAUACACAAAACAUGCAUAUAGUCUUAUAAUCAAUCUCUCUCAUAGCCUGAUUAACGAACAAAAGAAGCUUCCUCUCUUAGCCACAUUUAAAGGAACGCAUACCGAACUCGUAUUUAGACACCGCACACCGCAUACAACAUAACUAUGAACUUUAUACAUACAAAGUCUCUUUAGAAGUAUAAUCGGGAAAUCUUCCACAUUUCGCUCAUAUCAUGCUAAUUUUCGGAAAUCGUCUAACAUUUAUGCAUAAACAUACAUACAAGUACAACAAUACUUCUUCAUAUUCGUAUUUAGCUAGAUAAUAUUUAUGUUAUGUGCUUUCUUAGUGUUAAAAAUCUGUAAAAAUAAGUCAAGAAGUCAAGGGUGAUUAUGAGAUAAUACAAAAAAAUUGAUUUGUAAGCAAGCCAAUAACGAGAGAAAUAGGAUUAAAUGGAAGAGAUAUGGGAAGAAGAGUAACAAAAAUAGAUGUCUGAAAUAUCUGUUACACAUUUUUUAGUCAUAACUGAUGUUUUAAAUAACUCCGAUUGCAAAAGAAAUGUUCGAAAUGUCAAGAUACUCAAAGUUUCGAAAGAAAAAUUGAUAAUACAUACAUUAAAAAAUCAGGUCUCGAAUCAUUCACUAUUGAACCUUUAUAGCGAAUAGCUUACAUUACUCGGAUUACAAGGACUUCUGAGAAGCUCGAAACUUCAAAAGAAAGAAAGGUACUUUGUUAAAAAUAUUAGGUCUCCGAUCCUAUCGUCGGCCGUAUCGAAAUCACUUACUGAUUUUUUUACUAAGAGACUUACAUUUCAAUCAUAUAAUGCUCUUAUACCAAACAUUACAUUAAAAAACAGAAUCUGAUCAAGCAAGUGAUGAUUAAGCGACCUUCUUGCCUGUAUUUCGUAUCCGUAAUCUAUUACAACUCCUUUAAAUUCCAAAACUCGAAUAUUCGAAAAACAUAGAAUUCUAUGAAUUCCUCCUUCAAAAUUCAAAAUCCUAGCUUGCCAAAACGGACAAUCUUAUGAAUUUCUUCUUGAACCUCGCAGUUUUCGAAAAAACAUAGAAAACAAAGAAAUGCUUCUUCGAAUUCAAAAUUCCAGUCUUCGAAAAACAUAAAAUUUUGUGAAUUCCUUUUUUAAAUUCCUAAAUCAGUUUUCGAAAAACAAGACUAUGAAUUAAUUUCUUUAUAUUCAAAACCCCAGUUUUCGAUAAACGUAAAAUUCUUUAAAAUUUUCCUUUGAAUUACAAAAUUCUAAUUUUCGAAAAACGUAGAAUACUAUAAAAUCCUUAUUUAAAUUUCAAAAAAACAGUCUUCGAAAAACAUAGAAUUCUAUGAAUUCCUCUCUCAAAUAAAAAACAUAUUUUUCAAAAAUUUGGAAUACCAUAUAUUCCUUAUUUAAAUUUCAAAAUUCCAGUUUUCGAAAAACAUAGAGUCCAAUGAACUGCUGCUUCAACUUCUAAAACCCAGCAUUCGGAAAAUGGUGAAUCCUAUGAUUUUCUUCUCUAAACCCGCGGUUUUCGAAAAACAUAGAAUUUAAAGAAUUCCUCAUUCAAAUUUCUGAAUAACAGUUUUCGAAAAACGUAAAAGGCUAUGAACACCUUCUUUAAAUUCCUAAAUCUCAGUUUUCGAAAGACGGAGUAUCCGAUGAAUUUCUCAUUCCAAUUCUAAAAUCGCAUUUUUCAAAAAUUAAGAAUUCUAUAUAUUCAUUUUUAAGCUUUAAAAUCGCAGUGUUCGAAUAACGUAGAAUUCUGUGAAUAUAUUAUUUAAAUUUCAAAAUAUUAUAAAUAUUUUUCGAAAAACGUGGGAUUCUAUGAAGUCCUUCUUCUUAUGCUAAAAGCCCAGUUUUCUAAAAACUUAGAAUUCCUUGAAUUUCCUCUUUAAUUUUCAAAAUUCCGAUUUCCGAAAAACGUUUCUAUCACGAAACCAUCCUCCGGUAUCACGAAAGUUAAUACAAACUUGAUAUUUUAAGCGAUUAUAUAAAUGCCGUAUAAUUGCCAUUAAAGUAUUUGAUUAAUACAUUUUGAAGGUUCAAUGGAAUACCGUUGUUUUAAUUUACUGAAAUAUAACGGGUAGUUUAUGAAAUUGAACCAUAAAACGAUUACUAAAGAAAUAUUUCACAAAAGGUAUAUAUUCGAAUAUAUUCAAGUUCCAAAAACCCCAAGGCCUUCUAACAUUUUCCAAGUACUUGGAUCCAACAGUGUCCCAAGCCCAGUCCAUGCAUAGAUGAAUAACUAAAGUAUAUACAACACUGUAGCGAAAUUACUUCAAGAAACACACUUUCGAAGUGAGAAACCAAGCUAUACUACCAUUUAGACUAGGUUUACCCAUUAUCGGGAUCAAUGUAAAUCAUGAGGAAACAAGGAUUAUUAAAGGUGUUGAAAGGAGUGAGAUAGAUAUUGAACAGAGAUAUUGAACGUCAAAGACAGGCGUCAUUUAUAGAUUACUUCAAUGCAUGCUUUAAACGUUGUCACGUUUCUGAAUAGAAACUACGAUCUAUUGGAAGAUCAGAUUAAAAUCAGAGUUUUCAGAUAUAAAAAUCAGAUAUCUCAGAGAUAAAAAUCGGUUAAAUGCUAAUACUUUUUCGGGUUGUUUUUUAAAACAUUAGAAAUCUUCUGAAUAUGAAAAAGAGAUGUCUUACAUACAGAAAUUCCGACUUAAGGAGUUUUAUGUCCUUGCAAAGCAGAAAACCCCUUGUUUUGUGAAAUGUUUGUGAAAAGGAAGUUUGUUUAAUAAAUAAUUUAAACUAAUGUACAAUUAUAGGAUGUACUUUAACCGUUCUCCAGAAGGACCUCAUUCACUCCUCAUACGACCGCGAUUACUGCCAAACCACAGAGUCGCAACAAAAUCCUCUAGUCGCAGUGGUUCUAUUACGAACUCUCCAUGUUCUAUUUAAAAGUAUCGAAAUUAUUAUAAAAAAUGGUUUUCCCUCGAUCAUUACCUGACUAAUACAUCGGAGGAGAACGUGUAAAAAUCUGAAGACUGUGAAACCGUUUCGGAGAAGUUUGCCUCACGGGCUCUGAAAAUCUAGUUUCGAAAAAAACGCGUUUAAGGUUUUGGGAGUCGAUUACAUUAAGUUAAAGAAUUCUUCCAUUAAAUUCAUAUCUCCAAAACUCUUUGCGGGAUUAACUUCAAAUCUUCGUAAAAUAUUUUCAAAUAUGUACAUUCUAUAAACUACGAGUAUAUGGGCGAAAAAAUCGAUUUUUUCUAUUUUUCGGAAUUCACAGGUGGAUAUCACCCCUGUAAUAAGAAAUAUGGGUAUCAAAAUAAGAGAAAUAUUGAAACGAGGCGCUUGAAAAAAAGUCAAAUAUUUGUAUUAAGGAAUAAACAAAU
Messenger RNA from Bactrocera dorsalis (oriental fruit fly), 14329 nucleotides. RefSeq names its product serine-rich adhesin for platelets. Gene Ontology annotation, cellular component: plasma membrane; apical junction complex. The transcript is spliced from 9 exons. The coding region runs from base 1475 to 10780 and encodes 3101 amino acids. Gene Ontology annotation, biological process: cell-cell junction organization. Lineage: Eukaryota; Metazoa; Arthropoda; Insecta; Diptera; Tephritidae. The record is from RefSeq and is a predicted model, not a curated record.